CGGCUCGUUCCCAUUUAUACUGCCCAUGACGGGCGUGCGCUACGAUGUCAAGGCGAUGGAGAUGCAGCUGCCGCCCGUCUCGAACGCGUUCCACUGCUCGGCGUACAAGAUGGCCAUGAGCCACCGCCGCGAGAAGAACUCGCUCUUCCAGCGGUCGCUCAUCGGCAUGGACGGCCUGUAUGAAGUCACGUUCUACGAGCGGGACCUUGGCCUCCGCCUCGACGUCAACGCCAACGGAGACAUCACUGUGCACACGAUCAAGGUGACGCCGGCGCUGCCACCCAAGUCGACCCGCAGCGUGGCGACGACGCCGCGACCGCCAACGUCGAACGCCGACCUCCUCGUGCCUGGCGACAUUCUUGUCUCGGUCGGCUGCAUCGGUGUCCGCCACAGUGACAAGGUGUCGCUGACCGAAGUCGCCGAGCUCAUCCAGGUGCAAGCCCGGCCGAUUCGGCUCGUCUUCGAGUCGCAGGUCGCGCGUGCGCUCCAGGUCCAGCUCCGAGACACGCUUAGUCGGCUCGUGUUUUCGCCGCUGCUGGCGGCGCACUUUGACGUCGGCGCGUCGACGCGCGACCUCGUCUUCCAGACGUCGCUCGAGAUGGUCGUCGACUUCAGCUACAGUCUCUACGCGUGGUUCGACCCGCUCCGUGUCGUGCACGUCAUCCUCUUUGAUGACGUACUCCUCGUCACCGAGGCCAGAGACAAGGGCAAGCCGCGCUCCAAGCUCGUGGUCAAGCACCUCUUUCCGCUGCAGCUGCUCCACGUGCGCGACCUCAUGGCGUCGACCGACUACAUCCCGUCGAGCCUCGAGCUCGUGCACCCGAGCAAGACGUUCACGUUUAUUGCGCGCGACGAACGCGCCAAGAAGGAAGCCCUCGACGCGUUCGGGAUGGCACUCGCGCUUGCGUCCAACGCCAACCCGAGCGCGCGCGGGUGGCAGUACCAGUUUGCCACCGGCUCGGUGCACCAGUGUGCUCUCCGAGGCAACCUCAAGGGCAUCGAGCUCCUCGCCUCGCGCUGCGCUGACCUCGACGAACAGGACGUCAACGGGUGGACUGCCCUCUUUUACGCGGCGGUGCGCAACCACGUCAAGGUCGUCCGACUGCUCGCGCGUCUCGGCGCCAACGUGAACGUCGUCGAUGAGUUUGGUCUCGGCGCGCUCCAUUAUGCGUGCUUGUACCAGUGCCCGUCGAGCGUCGACGCCCUUCUCGACGCCGGCGCCAUGGCCGAGGCCCGCGAUGUGUACGGUCGAAGCCCGCUCUUCCUCUGCGCCAUCAACGAAGACCCGCUGCUUUGCGCACCGCUGCCGGUGGACGUGCGGGCCAUGAGGCUGUGCAUGGAGCUGCUGAUCACGGCGGGCGCGGCGCUCGAGACAACCGACAACGAAGGUCUCUCGGCCCUCGAGCACAAUCUGUGCGUCAACGUGGCCAAGUGCCGCGUCCUCCUUGACGUCGGCAUGCGCCUCGAUACGCUCUACGAAGGGGCCAACAGCAUCUUGCACUUGGCCUGCGACAGCGGUAGCAUGGCGGUCAACUACGACUUGCUUUCGCUGCUGCUCGAGUACGGCGCGCAGCCGAACGCGGUCAAUGCCGAUGGGAAUACGCCGCUGCACCUGCUGUGCCUCCAGUACAUCUGCGACCGAGACGCCGCGCAGUUUCAAGUGGACGCUAUCGUCUUGCGCGCAAUGGAGCUGCUGGUCGCGCAUGGCGCGCGGUUCAACUUGAUGAAUGCCAAUGGCACCAGCGUCGAAAUGCUCCUUGAGGCGCACCAGAUUCCGAUCAGCAUCGGCAAGGCGCUCGUGCUCUGGCAGAGCAAGCGGCGGAUUCUGGCGUCGCCGCGCGUACUCUCGCGCGCCGACGGGCCCAAGCAAGAGCAGAUCGUUUUGCUGCAGAUGCCAACGGCGCCGACACCGCCGACCAAGUGCGGCAUCUGCCACUGGCAGUGCGAGUGGACGCCGUCGUCGACGUUCUUUGAGGCGACCGGAUCGUCGCCGUUGUGGGACGCACCGAGCACGCGCCUCGUCGGGCUCUACAACUGCUCCGUGUGCUUGACGCCGGUCUGCGGUCUCUGCUCGCUCAAGCACCUCGGCGUGUACCACGUGCACACGUCUACGUACCUCGACUUGCCACCGUCGCUGCAGACCAAGCCCGUCUGUGACGGCUGCUACAACUUUGCCUUUUACGACUUGGCGCGAGAAGUGGCGGCGUCGACGACCGAGAUGCCGCCGCUCUCGUCGCGCCGCCGACCGCGCACGCGAUCGCUCCAAGGUCUCCGCCUCUUGUAGCCGUGUCACAAAGAAGCAUCCUCUCGCUUUGUUUCAUAUCCAACUCACUGGACCAGAAAGUCUGAAAUUAUACACUAGAAAUCUGGACAAAACUCGAAUUCUGGUCGCCGAGCC
Saprolegnia parasitica CBS 223.65 is the source of this 2398-nucleotide messenger RNA. RefSeq lists its product as hypothetical. The transcript is spliced from 2 exons. Lineage: Eukaryota; Oomycota; Saprolegniomycetes; Saprolegniales; Saprolegniaceae. Gene Ontology annotation, molecular function: protein binding. The record is from RefSeq and is a predicted model, not a curated record. The coding region runs from base 26 to 2284 and encodes 752 amino acids.